Molecule: messenger RNA, 5613 nt
Organism: Pongo pygmaeus (Bornean orangutan)
Lineage: Eukaryota; Metazoa; Chordata; Mammalia; Primates; Hominidae
Gene: BAZ1A
Product: bromodomain adjacent to zinc finger domain 1A
Exons: 28
Coding region: 83-4843 (1586 amino acids)
Biological process (GO): regulation of heterochromatin formation; chromatin remodeling; positive regulation of DNA replication
Cellular component (GO): nuclear chromosome; CHRAC
Molecular function (GO): protein binding; DNA binding
Source: RefSeq, a predicted model, not a curated record
GAGGCGGCGGCAGGACGAGAGGAGGGAAGCGGGGCCGGCGCGGGCGGCCGAGGGUCCAGGCGAGCCCGCGGGCGGACGGGAGAUGCCGCUGCUACACCGAAAGCCGUUUGUGAGACAGAAGCCGCCCGCGGACCUGCGGCCCGACGAGGAAGUUUUCUACUGUAAAGUCACCAACGAGAUCUUCCGCCACUACGAUGACUUUUUUGAACGAACCAUUCUGUGCAACAGCCUUGUGUGGAGUUGUGCUGUGACGGGUAGACCUGGACUGACGUAUCAGGAAGCACUUGAGUCAGAAAAAAAAGCAAGACAGAAUCUUCAGAGUUUUCCAGAACCACUAAUUAUUCCAGUUUUAUACUUGACCAGCCUUACCCAUCGUUCACGCUUACAUGAAAUUUGUGAUGAUAUCUUUGCAUAUGUCAAGGAUCGAUAUUUUGUCGAAGAAACUGUGGAAGUCAUUAGGAACAAUGGUGCAAGGUUGCAGUGUAGGAUUUUGGAAGUCCUCCCUCCAUCACAUCAAAAUGGUUUUGCUAAUGGACAUGUUAACAGUGUGGAUGGAGAAACUAUUAUCAUCAGUGAUAGUGAUGAUUCAGAAACACAAAGCUGUUCUUUUCAAAAUGGGAAGAAAAAAGAUACAAUUGAUCCCUUACUAUUCAAGUAUAAAGUGCAACCCACUAAAAAAGAAUUAUAUGAGUCUGCUAUUGUUAAAGCAACGCAAAUCAGCCGGAGAAAACACCUAUUUUCUCGUGAUAAACUAAAGCUUUUUCUGAAGCAACACUGUGAACCACAAGAUGGAGUCAUUAAAAUAAAGGCAUCAUCUCUUUCAACGUAUAAAAUAGCAGAACAAGAUUUUUCUUAUUUCUUCCCUGAUGAUCCACCCACAUUUAUCUUCAGUCCUGCUAACAGACGAAGAGGGAGACCUCCCAAACGAAUACCUAUUAGUCAAGAGGACAAUGUUGCUAAUAAACAGACUCUUGCAAGUUGUAGGAACAAAGCUACUAAAGAAAGAGAUAAACUUUUGAAACAAGAAGAAAUGAAGUCACUGGCUUUUGAAAAGGCUAAAUUAAAAAGAGAAAAAGCAGAUGCCCUAGAAGCGAAGAAAAAAGAAAAAGAAGAUAAAGAGAAAAAGAGGGAAGAAUUGAAAAAAAUUGUUGAAGAGGAGAGACUAAAGAAAAAAGAAGAAAAAGAGAGGCUUAAAGUAGAAAGAGAAAAGGAAAGAGAGAAGUUACGUGAAGAAAAGCGAAAAUAUGUGGAAUACUUAAAACAGUGGAGUAAACCUAGAGAAGAUAUGGAAUGUGAUGACCUUAAGGAACUUCCAGAACCAACACCAGUGAAAACUAGACUACCUCCUGAAAUCUUUGGUGAUGCUCUGAUGGUUUUGGAGUUCCUUAAUGCAUUUGGGGAACUUUUUGAUCUUCAAGAUGAGUUUCCUGAUGGAGUAACCCUAGAAGUAUUAGAGGAAGCUCUUGUAGGAAAUGACAGUGAAGGCCCACUGUGUGAAUUGCUUUUUUUCUUCCUGACUGCAAUCUUCCAGGCAAUAGCUGAAGAAGAAGAGGAAGUAGCCAAAGAGCAACUAACUGAUGCUGACACCAAAGAUUUAACAGAGGCUUUGGAUGAAGAUGCAGACCCCACAAAAUCUGCACUGUCUGCAGUUGCAUCUUUGGCAGCUGCAUGGCCACAGUUACACCAGGGCUGCAGUUUGAAAAGUUUGGAUCUUGAUAGCUGCACUCUUUCAGAAAUCCUCAGACUGCACAUCUUAGCUUCAGGUGCUGAUGUAACAUCAGCAAAUGCAAAGUAUAGAUAUCAAAAACGAGGAGGAUUUGAUGCUACAGAUGAUGCUUGUAUGGAGCUUCGUUUGAGCAAUCCCAGUCUAGUGAAGAAACUGUCAAGCACCUCAGUGUAUGAUUUGACACCAGGAGAAAAAAUGAAGAUACUCCAUGCUCUCUGUGGAAAGCUACUGACCCUAGUUUCAACUAGGGAUUUCAUUGAAGAUUAUGUUGAUAUAUUACGACAGGCGAAGCAGGAGUUCCGGGAAUUAAAAGCAGAACAACAUCGAAAAGAGAGGGAAGAAGCAGCUGCCAGAAUUCGUAAAAGGAAGGAAGAAAAACUUAAGGAGCAAGAACAAAAAAUGAAAGAGAAACAAGAAAAACUGAAAGAAGAUGAGCAAAGAAAUUCAACGGCAGAUAUAUCUAUUGGAGAGGAAGAAAGGGAAGAUUUUGAUACUAGCAUUGAGAGCAAAGACACAGAGCAAAAGGAAUUAGAUCAAGAUAUGGUCACUGAAGAUGAAGAUGACCCAGGAUCACAUAAAAGAGGCAGAAGGGGGAAAAGAGGACAAAAUGGAUUUAAAGAAUUUACAAGGCAAGAAGAGAUCAACUGUGUAACAAGAGAGCCUCUUACUGCUGAUGAGGAAGAAGCUUUAAAACAGGAACACCAACGAAAAGAGAAAGAGCUCUUAGAAAAAAUCCAAAGUGCCAUAGCCUGUACCAAUAUCUUUCCCUUGGGUCGCGACCGCAUGUAUAGACGAUACUGGAUUUUCCCUUCUAUUCCUGGACUCUUUAUUGAAGAGGAUUAUUCUGGUCUUACUGAAGACAUGCUGUUGCCUAGACCUUCAUCAUUUCAGAAUAAUGUACAGUCUCAAGAUCCUCAGGUAUCCACUAAAACUGGAGAGCCUUUGAUGUCUGAAUCUACCUCCAACAUUGACCAGGGUCCAUGUGACCGUUCUGUGCAGCUGCCAAAACCAGUGCAUAAGCCAAAUCGGUGGUGCUUUUACAGUUCUUGUGAACAGCUAGACCAGCUUAUUGAAGCUCUUAAUUCUAGAGGACAUAGAGAAAGUGCCUUAAAAGAAACUUUGUUACAAGAGAAAAGCAGAAUAUGUGCACAGCUAGCCUGUUUUUCUGAAGAGAAAUUUCAUUUUUCAGACAAACCUCAGCCUGAUAGCAAACCAACAUAUAGUCGGGGAAGAUCUUCCAAUGCAUAUGAUCCAUCUCAGAUGUGUGCAGAAAAGCAACUUGAACUAAGGCUGAGAGAUUUUCUUUUAGAUAUUGAAGAUAGAAUCUACCAAGGAACAUUAGGAGCCAUCAAGGUUACAGAUCGACAUAUCUGGAGAUCAGCAUUAGAAAGUGGACGGUAUGAGCUGUUAAGUGAGGAAAACAAGGAAAAUGGGAUAAUUAAAACUGUGAAUGAAGACGUAGAAGAGAUGGAAAUUGAUGAACAAACAAAGGUCAUAGUAAAAGACAGACUUUUGGGGAUAAAAACAGAAACUCCAAGUACUGUAUCAACAAAUGCAAGUACACCACAAUCAGUGAGCAGUGUGGUUCAUUAUCUGGCGAUGGCACUCUUUCAAAUAGAGCAGGGCAUUGAGCGGCGCUUUCUGAAAGCUCCACUUGGUAACACAGAAAUUAAUAAGGAUCAAAAGGGAGAUAGAAAAAAAAAGGACAAGAAAAAGAGAGAGGAAGAUCAAUCUAGUGUGAGAGAUGAUGCCAGUGACAGUGGGCGUUCUUAUAAAACAGUUCUGGACCGUUGGAGAGAGUCUCUCCUUUCUUCUGCUAGUCUAUCCCAAGUUUUUCUUCACCUAUCCACCUUGGAUCGUAGCGUGAUAUGGUCUAAAUCUAUACUGAAUGCGCGUUGCAAGAUAUGUCGAAAGAAAGGCGAUGCUGAAAACAUGGUUCUUUGUGAUGGCUGUGAAAGGGGUCAUCAUACCUACUGUGUUCGACCAAAGCUCAAGACUGUGCCUGAAGGAGACUGGUUUUGUCCAGAAUGUCGACCAAAACAACGUUCUAGAAGACUCUCCUCUAGACAGAGACCAUCCUUGGAAAGUGAUGAAGAUGUGGAAGACAGUAUGGGAGGUGAGGAUGAUGAAGUUGAUGGUGAUGAAGAAGAAGGUCAAAGUGAGGAGGAAGAGUAUGAGGUAGAACAAGAUGAAGAUGACUCUCAAGAAGAGGAAGAAGUCAGCCUACCCAAACGAGGAAGACCACAAGUUAGAUUGCCAGUUAAAACAAGAGGGAAACUUAGCUCUUCUUUCUCAAGUCGUGGCCAACGACAAGAACCUGGAAGAUACCCUUCAAGGAGUCAGCAGAGCACACCCAAAACAACUGUUUCUUCUAAAACUGGUAGAAGCCUAAGAAAGAUAAACUCUGCUCCUCCUACAGAAACAAAAUCUUUAAGAAUUGCCAGUCGUUCUACUCGCCACAGUCAUGGCCCACUGCAAGCAGAUGUAUUUGUGGAAUUGCUUAGUCCUCGUAGAAAACGCAGAGGCAGGAAAAGUGCUAAUAAUACACCAGAAAAUAGUCCCAACUUCCCUAACUUCAGAGUCAUUGCCACAAAGUCAAGUGAACAGUCAAGAUCUGUAAAUAUUGCUUCAAAACUUUCUCUCCAAGAGAGUGAAUCCAAAAGAAGAUGCAGAAAAAGACAAUCUCCAGAGCCAUCACCUAUGACACUGGGUCGAAGGAGUUCUGGCCGACAGGGAGGAGUUCAUGAAUUGUCUGCUUUUGAACAACUUGUUGUAGAAUUGGUACGACAUGACGACAGCUGGCCUUUUUUGAAACUUGUUUCUAAAAUCCAGGUCCCAGACUACUAUGACAUCAUCAAAAAGCCCAUUGCCUUAAAUAUAAUUCGUGAAAAAGUGAACAAGUGUGAAUAUAAAUUAGCAUCUGAGUUUAUUGAUGAUAUUGAGUUAAUGUUUUCGAACUGCUUUGAAUACAACCCUCGUAACACAAGUGAAGCAAAAGCUGGAACUAGGCUUCAAGCAUUUUUUCAUAUUCAGGCUCAAAAGCUUGGACUCCACGUCACACCCAGUAAUGUGGACCAAGUUAGCACACCACCGGCUGCGAAAAAGUCACGAAUCUAACUUUGUCCUUCUAAAGGAUAUAUUUGAAGAAAAACAAAUUGUUCACGAAAAUGGAACAUUAAAUCAUGCUGUAUAAAGCAAUAACAACUGAUUGACCACAUGAAAGUGUGGCCUGCACUAUAUUCUCAAUUUUAAUAUUAAGCACUCAGGAGAAUGUAGGAAAGAUGUCCUUUGCUACAGUUUUGUUCAGUAUCUAAUAAGUUUGAUAGAUGUAUUGGAUACAGUACUGGUUUACAGAGGUUUUUGUACAUUUUUGAGAUCAUUCAUGUGUCCAGAGAUCUUGGAAAAUAUUUUUUCACCCAUGAUUUAUUUUGUUAUUGAUGAUUUUUUUUUAAAAGUUGUGGUAUUAAGGGAGAGUUAUCUACAUGGAUGAGUCUUCUGCUAUAGCACAGUUUAGAAAAGGUGUUUAUGUCUUAAUUGUUUGAGUACAUUCUUUCAACACUACACAUGAAUGAAUCCAAUCUUAAAUCCUUGAAGUGCUGUACCAGUGCUGGCUGCAGGUAUUAAAUCCAAGUUUGUUAACUAGAUAUUUAUUUAGUAUUGAGAGUAAUUUGUGAAUUUGUUUUGUAUUUAUAAAAUUUAUACCUGAAAAAUGUUAAUGUUUUAAACCUUUUACUGUGUUUUUAUUCCUCUAACUUCCUUAAUGAUCAAUCAAAAAAAGUAACACCCUCCCUUUUCCCUGACAGUUCUUUCAGCUUUACAGAACUGUAUUAUAAGUUUCUAUGUAUAACUUUUUAACUGUACAAAUAAAAUAACAUUUUUUCAAGUAA